Sinocyclocheilus grahami is the source of this 2220-nucleotide messenger RNA. RefSeq names its product MOB kinase activator 1Ba (gene mob1ba). NCBI's taxonomy places the organism in Eukaryota, Metazoa, Chordata, Actinopteri, Cypriniformes, Cyprinidae. The coding region runs from base 203 to 853 and encodes 216 amino acids. The transcript is spliced from 6 exons. The record is from RefSeq and is a predicted model, not a curated record.
UCUACCAGCUGUCGUGAUCUCGCGAGAUUUGUGGCUCUGGAGACACUUUGGAUGGGAAGGAGAACUUUUGCACGGGAAGGAUCUGUGUUGUUGGAGUGUUAAGGAUAUUAAGGCUCAAAUACUUCGCUUUUCCACCUUUCAACAGUCAAGAUAACGGACUAGUGUCGAUUUCUCAUCUACAGCGCAUUUUCCUCAAGGAGAGAUGAGCUUUUUAUUUGGAAGCCGCUCGUCAAAGACGUUCAAGCCGAAGAAGAACAUUCCCGAGGGCUCACACCAGUAUGAGCUACUGAAGCAUGCAGAGGCCACGCUGGGCAGCGGGAACCUGCGCAUGGCUGUCAUGCUGCCCGAUGGAGAGGACCUCAAUGAAUGGGUGGCAGUCAACACUGUGGACUUCUUUAACCAGAUCAACAUGCUGUAUGGGACCAUCACAGACUUCUGCACUGAGGAAAGCUGCCCACUAAUGUCUGCUGGACCCAAGUAUGAAUAUCACUGGGCCGAUGGAACCAACAUAAAAAAGCCAAUUAAAUGUUCAGCUCCGAAGUAUAUUGAUUACCUGAUGACUUGGGUCCAAGAUCAGCUUGAUGAUGAGACACUUUUCCCUUCAAAAAUAGGGGUCCCUUUCCCAAAGAACUUUAUGUCGGUGGCCAAGACCAUUUUGAAGAGACUCUUCCGUGUUUAUGCUCACAUCUACCAUCAGCACUUUGACUCAGUUAUCCAGCUGCAGGAGGAGGCGCACCUCAACACCUCCUUCAAGCACUUUAUCUUCUUCGUUCAGGAGUUUAAUUUGAUUGAUCGGAAGGAACUUGCGCCCCUUCAGGAGCUGAUCGAGAAGCUCACAUCCAAGGACAGAUAAAUCUGCUCUUCCCAUCAACAUCUUCUCCAUUUUCUCUGUACAGGCGGCCUGGCGUUGGUCUCUGUGUUCGACAGGUGUGUGGGAAUGUUUCCUUCAAGAGUUGGGAAAAGGCUGACUCCAAAAAAAAUAAAAUGUUUUAAGCCAGAACUCAACCAUAGGUCAAAGUCAUAGUGGAAUUGUACUCCUUUUGACAUCGUCUCAAACACGAUCUAAGUGCCUGAUAUUUCCAUUUUCAAAAUUGCUCAUCUGUAAAAAAAGCGCUACCACUGCUAUAAAACUUCUUUAUGAUUACACUUUUUUUUAGGAGUACAUUGAUGAUAAUUAGUGGUGUGUUAGCUUUUUUCCUCGUAAUGGAUUUAUUUAGAAAUGCAUAGAUUUAAAAAUACUGAAUGAAGCAUUCAUUGAUUUUUUUUUUCACAGAGAUGAAGAUGUCUUGGCUUCUCUUAAGUACUCAUUUUAACUGCUCCCUGUAUCUCAUGACAUGUUUGGGAUUUCCGUUAUCCAUUUCAAUAGUAGAACUGCUUUGUUCACUUCAGAUUUUAUCCAGCCCUCAAUGAAUGUCUCCUUAUUGUUACACAUUUCAGUCUUUCCUGAAGAACAUUGGGCCCACAGUUGGCCUGCCAUUGCUUUUAAACCACUACAAUACUGUUGAAUAAGUACUUAUGUGGAUGAGCCAGAUUCUCUCCCAGACGUCACGGGUUUGUCUGUUAGAAGCUGGGAUGAAAUGAGCUGACUAUGCAAGAUCGGUAUGUCCUGUUUGAUCUAAUUUUUUCAUACACUAUAAAACACAAGGCUUUUACAUUCUUCUAUUCAUGGAUGUGGAAACGCUGGGCACCUUUUAAGAAUAUAACUACAACAAAUCUAAUGGGAAAGAUACACUUUUCUCUAGAUCUUAAUUAAGCUGCCCCAAGCUGUAUUCGUAUUUCAAAGAUCCAGAACUUUCACUUGAAACACAAGCUAUAUAAUGAGGAGGUGAAUGCAAGUUGUAUAAAAUCUGUGAUAGAUUUGAUUCAAACUUGAUGCUAGUUUAAUAACUUUAAUAACUGAUUCUUAUCCAACACACACUUCUAUUGCUGUCAAAAUAGUUGGUGGUCCUCUGUAUAAUUUAAGCAGUGCAUACGUUUGGUCUUUAUGAAGUUUCGCCCCAUGAAUGUUUAUUUUUCUGAAUGUUACAGAAAAUGUGUUAUCCUGAAUAACAUGGUUAAAAUGUUUCUCAGAGAUUUUCACAUCACUUUUAUUUCAGAACAGAAUAAGAUUGAUUAUAGACAAAUGUACUAAACAUUUUUGAUGGCAAGUUGUAAAUACUGUAACACGAGAUGUGUAACUUGCUGAACUUUUGUGGUACAAUGCUGAAUACUGUUUAUAGG